GUCACAGCAUAAAGAGAGAAGACAAAGGAAAACCUCCUCUGUGGAUCAAAACGAACACGCCACGAUGCAGAGUCUCAGAGAACAGGAUGAACUCAUCCCGAGGCCUCGUGGGAAUUUACCAAAAGUAUGUGCUCUGGGACUGACUGCCGUUGCACUGGGAAUUGCUGGGGCGCUUUCUCCGAAAAGGUUAUGUGGUUGGGUUGCCAUGGCGAUACUCAUCCUGACCCUUGGCCCUCUGCUGCAUGGAGUGUGUCUGCUGGCAGAGGAAAUGCUGUUCCAUGCAAACACAAGGUAUCGAGGCCGAAGGCUGCUCAGUCACAUGCUGCCUGCCUGUGGUUUUGGGGGAAAGCCCCUGCUGGCUGCAGGACUGGCAGGCCUUCUGCUCUACCUGGUUGGACAUUCUCUGCCAAACCAAGAACAGUGCUGGAAACUCCUCGUCCUCACCUCAGUCCUCUAUACACUGUUCAGAACCAUAGGAAUCCUGGGUCCGUCAGAGGUGGAGGUGUCAGACAUCUGCGAGGGGAGGAGGAUGAACGUGGCCCACGGCCUGGCCUGGUCCUUCUACCUGGGCUACCUCCGCCUGGUGCUGCCAUAUUUGGAAAGCUCCAUUGAGACGUUCUGUGCUACCCAUCGGUCCACUCAGCUCUUCGGGGGCCGUGGCUCCAGGAAGCUCCUCAUUCUCAUGCCUCUCAAUGCCAAAAUCUCCCACAAGCUGGAGGAGGAGGACGACAGGAUCCGUUUCUAUGACAACCUCCCUAACAAUGAGAUAGACCGGGCCGGGGUCCGGGGCCGCGUCUACAAGCACAGCGUCUACAGAGUGAUGGACGAACACAAGAAGGUCCAUGAGUGUGUGGUGGAGUAUGCGACUCCUCUGCUGACGCUCUACAACAUGUCCCAUGAGAGAACAGCUGGUUUUGGGGAUCCUGAGCGGCGGCAGCAGGUCCUGCUCUUCUUCAGGACCCUGCAGGAUAUACUGGAGCACUCACUGGAGUGCCGCAACCGCUACAAGCUCAUCCUGCUCAACGAUGAGCAUGAAGACGACCCUCACUUCCUGUCAAAGACCAUCCUAAAACACCUGGACCAGCAGCAGAAAGAGGAGUUCUGCCUGACCCCGCCUCCUCAUCAGGAGUCAAAGAGGCCAUUUGUGAGUCCUCCACCCAGUGCCCCGCCCAUGAACGGCGGCUGGACCCAUGUGGAGCCAAUGAGCAGAGAGCCCACACUCAUGUUCAGCAACGACCAACCUCAGCCCCUAAAGGAGCCGGUGGAAAACACCGAGAGUUACCAUUGAAACUGACGGGUUGUUGUUAGUUCAGAGAAUAGUGGCUGCAUGGGAGUAGUCUCUGCAUAUGUUCAAAUAGGUACACACGUCUACUAGUACUGGUACUUCAUUUCAUAUAUUAAAGUGGAGUAUUUGGGUGUAAGAAGUGGUCUCAGUCCUACAGCUUAGAGAAUAAUUAUCAUUGCACAGUGAUUUUAUGUAAAAAGUCAUAAUAACAGCCCUUCAGUCAUCCAUUUUGAAAUACUGCUCUUGAAAUAUUAAUUGUUUACAUAUUAUUUUACACUUUUGGAUGUUUUUAAUUUAUCCUAUAUUACAAAAGGGAAGUGGACUCUGCCUGUGUGUCUAAGGCAUCACACAAAAUCUGGGAAGAGCUGACUGCUGCAGUUAGGCAAACUUAUGUAUUUUUAGUCAAGGAAGAGAUUAAUGAAAACAGCAAGUUGAUAGGACCGAUAUUUUGGGCUGUAUUAGUCAUUUUGGAAUACAGUGGCCUCCCAAUGGCUGAUCAUGUUGCUAUGCCCAGAAUCAUAGACACAUCAUUGAAGUGGUGAUUUAAGAUGAAUUGUUCUCCAUAAAUAACCUUUCCAUAGUUAUUUAUCACCGUUUACUUUAAUAUUGUCCUCUGCAUUUGACAUUUUAACCCUUUCAUGCGUACUGGUCGCUACAGUGGACAGCUACUCUACAUCUGUUCUGUUGUAUAU
Sphaeramia orbicularis (orbiculate cardinalfish) is the source of this 1977-nucleotide messenger RNA. RefSeq names its product stimulator of interferon response cGAMP interactor 1 (gene sting1). Gene Ontology annotation, molecular function: cyclic-di-GMP binding; 2',3'-cyclic GMP-AMP binding. The coding region runs from base 65 to 1288 and encodes 407 amino acids. The record is from RefSeq and is a predicted model, not a curated record. Gene Ontology annotation, cellular component: endoplasmic reticulum membrane; autophagosome. Gene Ontology annotation, biological process: positive regulation of macroautophagy; reticulophagy; activation of innate immune response. The transcript is spliced from 7 exons. NCBI's taxonomy places the organism in Eukaryota, Metazoa, Chordata, Actinopteri, Kurtiformes, Apogonidae.